Haliotis rufescens (red abalone) is the source of this 3092-nucleotide messenger RNA. RefSeq lists its product as uncharacterized. The transcript is spliced from 9 exons. NCBI's taxonomy places the organism in Eukaryota, Metazoa, Mollusca, Gastropoda, Lepetellida, Haliotidae. Gene Ontology annotation, biological process: signal transduction. Bases 123 to 1847 code for a protein of 574 amino acids. The record is from RefSeq and is a predicted model, not a curated record.
CUGAGACCUUGUGUGGGGAAGGGACGUAUACUGACUCGAUUACCCUAGGAGGUUCGUGGAGAGGAAGGUGAAAAGAUUCUCAAGGCACAAGUCUUCAACCUUAGAGCUGAACCCGCUGAGAAAUGGACACAGAACAGCUGACAAGUUUCUCGGAUGAUGAGAUGGAAGGUGGGAAUGAAGGGGGUGCAGAGUUGCCGAAACCCCUCCAAGGUCCCUCCCUGGAUGAGGCAGCUGGAUGGGGGGUGGAACUGCACGUUUCACACGACGACAACGUGGACAUCGGAGUGGACUUCCGAGAACAGACGUCUCUACCACCCAAUGCUCGCCUGGACACACUCAAGGAACACGUGUUGAGAUCGACUAAAGAAUCAGCAUCUAAACUGGAAGCCACGGAGAGGAAACUUGUAAAUGCUGAUGAGGAAGGUCACCAUUUUGACCCCAGCGUUCAUCAUACUGAUGUUGUCAUUGUUGAUGAAGUCACUGGCAUCCAAACACGACAUGGAGUGUCUGAGAACCAGCGUCCAGGGAGUAUCAACACAAAGCAAGACAACCCAUGUCCGCCAUCUGUCCAGGAUGAAAGUAGUUCCUGGCGACCCCCAGUCCCACCAGAUCCAGUGUUGACUGGCAUCGCUCCACCUUUGUCGGAAGGGAAGAAGUAUCACGUUUUCUUCUCCUAUGAAUUAGCUGAUCGAGACUGGGUCGACAUGGUCAGGCAGAAAUUGGAGGCCCCGGAAUUCGGAUUCAGGUGCAGCGUCCACGAACGAGACUUCCAUGGUGGCAAGCGCGUCAUUGAGAACAUCACUGAGCACAUCCGUAUUUCUGAGAAGACUGUGAUGGUUCUGACGCCUGACUUCACUCAGAGCCGCUGGUGUAUGUUUGAGGUUGAGCAGGGGAUGGUCCUGAGCCUGGAAGAGCGUCAACUCCUGGUGAUCCCAGUGCUGGUGAAGGACUGCCCCAUCCCAGACAGUAUCAAGACUCUCACGUACAUAGACGCUUCAUCUGGUAACGAGUGGUGGCAGCGCUUCAUAGAUGCCAUAUUGUCAAGAGAGGAGGUGGUCAGUUUCUCUGGGACCAGGGAGGUAGCUAUCCAGCCUCGCUACAGAAACAUGGAUGUCCUGGCAACACUUUCCUCCGACUGGCGGUGUCCGAUGGGAGAGGAGUUGAGAGUAUCGUAUAUCCCUGAAGCUCUUCUUGCACCCGGUGUUCAGAUGACUGCUCAAGACUUCGACCAGGUCACUGCCAAGAUGAAGACUGCAGCCAAGCUGAGUCUGUAUUGCUGCAACACAACACCAUGCUGUGCCUUCACCUUUGUUAUGCUCCUCCAAAUGCUGAUUGCAGCUGUUAUUUCCAUGUUCUUCCAACCUGAUGAUAACGUUACAAUGCUUGCUAGUUCCAUUCUACUACUUUUAGUCACGGUAACGAUUUUCUUUGGGCAAAGAAUUUGGAGGACUCAUCGCCUAAAACAAGCCGUGGUCGCUGUCAACAAUGGCCUUAUUGAGAACAACGUCCUUGUUGGAUUCAAGGCAGCGUGGAGCACCGGUGCAACCUUCAGACUACGGCUAACCUUCUGGUUCUUCGAUAUGUUGGAAUGUAGGAAACAUCUGGAAGGAAUAUUGGCCAUGACAUCCAACCCAGGAACUUCACUUCAGCCGGAUUCAUCAUCAGUGUCUGAUCAGGCGAUGGAUCUUUUGUGCCGCUCCAGCGAAGCCUACACCACUGCCUAUCAACGGGGUCAUCUGAAGGUCAAAGAUGAUGUCAGACACGUCCGCCAUGCUCUGUGUAUGUGUCAGUUUGUAGAGCAAGAGCAUGUCGGGAAACUUACGGCCAUCCCACCGGAAGUCGUGUGAGUUCAGGCUCAGCGUAAACAGACAUACUGACAAUGGCCUAUGGGUUGACGGUGAGAAGGUAGAAGGUGUUGUGACAUUCAGGAUGCGGGCGUGAACCUGGGCGUCUGGACAUGACAAGGUCGCCAUGUGUGUUAUUCACUUCUUCAAUAUGUAUGUCAUCGUUAGUUGCUGUUGGAUGUCACAGAACAUCUGUUUGGUUCCUGAGUCACGGGCGGACCUAUUGUUGACCGAGAAAAGAAAUGUGUAUUACGAAUGCACGGGCUAGUGCAUAUAUCCGUGCAGCAUUGUGUUGUGUUCAGUUUCAUUGAUUGCAUGAUGUUUUUAUCGUUCAUGUUGAUGACGCAGUAGUUUGUUACUGUGAUGUUGUACUGUAAGUCAGAUAGCGUACACGGCACCGGAAUGUCCCGCGCUUACCUUAACUUAAGAAAUACUAUAUAAGAAACGCCCAGUUUGAAUGCGAAUCAAACACGUCAAGCAGAUACUCUUUGCUCAACAAUCCCCUGAUUUGCCACUUAACCAUACCUCACUACAUCAAACUGCGAAAUCCGACGCAUGUUUGGCUAACACCCCGGGACAGUGGGCAGAUUGUACACAUCUUUGACAAGUAUAAUGGGAGUGGACUACCUCGUUCUUUAAUUAAAUAUAAAACAGAAAGUAGUGACCUGUCUUAUCAAUGAUCAAGGUCAUUAGAAAAACAACAACACAUAAAUAAGUGUUUUACAUGAUCUCCAAAUUUAUGAAAUAUCUCUAUUCUCAACCUGUCACAGAACAUCUUUUGCUUUGGGUCAGCUAUGUAAAGGUGAAGGACAUCAAAGGUGAAGGUCAUCAUUCGUAUGAUUAUAAAUUCUUGUCAAAUGUCUGACACUAAUGCCUAUAUGUCUAACACUUGUUGUUUCUGAAAGUUUUUGCAGAUAAAGCUCAUUGACAUAUUCUUUAUUAUGCAUAUGAAACUAUUUGAACAAAUGGUAAAAUGAAGUGAAUGUCAUAAAUAUAUAUAUUCAUGCAUGAAACGCUUUGAGUUGCAACUGUUAUGAAACUUCAACUGUUUGGGUAUUAUAAGAUACAUGAUACAAGAUACAAGAAUAUUUAAUUAACGUCAGUUAUGGGGAAAACAAAUACAUAUUUAGCUCUUCAGAGUGGGGGCACGGGUCGCUGUGCAGAGUUGCGUCCCUUGGCCACGCCAGAAACCUAUGAUUGUGGUUUCGAAUCCCGGUUCGCCCCGAUUGUGUUUCUAGGUUUGUCUCA